Molecule: messenger RNA, 1483 nt
Organism: Salvia miltiorrhiza (redroot sage)
Lineage: Eukaryota; Viridiplantae; Streptophyta; Magnoliopsida; Lamiales; Lamiaceae
Product: ankyrin repeat domain-containing protein EMB506, chloroplastic-like
Exons: 8
Coding region: 318-1280 (320 amino acids)
Biological process (GO): protein targeting to chloroplast
Cellular component (GO): chloroplast outer membrane
Molecular function (GO): chloroplast targeting sequence receptor activity; protein binding
Source: RefSeq, a predicted model, not a curated record
AGACUUUUAAAAUCUACAUAAGUCUUGAACUAAUACACUUCCUAAAUUAAAAAUAUACAAUAAAUAGAAUUCUGAUUUUUUAUUUAUGUUUUGGCAGAAAGAAUCUUGGCCCGAGCGCUGGUUUGGAUAGAACAGGAAGCGGCCUUCAAUAGAGAUUCGAAUUACGCAACCAUUGAUUACUGCUCACAGACAAAUUCAAAUUUCCACCUAAAAUCCACUCGAUUUCUGCGAAAUCCCCCCAUUUUCGUUCUUAAUUAUCUUCUCCCAGAGCUGGAAGUCAUUGGUCAUCAAGGUGAAGAAUCAAUAGCGGUUGCAGAAUGUUGGUGUCGUUGAGCAACGCGAUGGUGCUCUGUCCGGAGCAACAAUGGGGAGCUGCAGCCAGAGAAGCAUGGCCCUCUUCUGGUGGCCGCCGUGGAGCGAUCACGUGCUCAAAUAGAGGGAGCAACAGUUUUCCUCUUCGUCUCGCAUUAAGGUGUUGGAAAAGAAGGGCAUGCGCCGCUGCAAAAGGCUCGUGGGAAGACCCUGACGAUGGGAGUGAUGACAGUGAUUACGAGGAAGAAGAGGAAGAGGAAGAGGAAGAGGAAGAAGACGAGGAUGACUUGGAUUAUAGAAGUGAUUGGGAGGCUAAUGGGAAUGAUAAGGUUGUUGUUAAUGCCGACGCCUUGUCUGUGAAACAGUACGAGGAAAGUCUUGUUAGAGAUGUUAAUCACAUGUUGAGGCCGGAGGAAAGAGCAAUUCUGGAUCAGAACGAAGCUCCUAACCUAGAGAUACUAUCAACGGAGAAAUGGAAACCUAUCCAUACCUUUGCCCUAGCUGGACAGAUAAAAUUCAUGGACGGCCUGCUCGAGAAGGGGUAUGACAUUGAGCUAGCUGAUAAGGAUGGGUCGACUGCGCUGCAUUUAGCAGUUAUUGGGAAGAGAGAGGCCGUCAUUAGUCAUCUCUUGAGGAAAGGAGCAAAUCCUGAAGCACGCGAUCAGGAUGGUGUGACUCCCCUUCAUUAUGCUGUUCAAGUAGGGGCGAUGCAAACCGUGAAAUUGUUGAUGAAAUACAAGGUUGAUGUGAAUGCUGCUGAUGAAGAAGGAUGGACGCCGUUGCACGUAGCCAUGCAAACGAGAAACAGAUAUAUAGCGAAGAUCUUGUUAGUUAAUGGCGCUGACAUAAACAGGAGAAACAAGGAUGGGAAGACACCCCUUGAUCUGAGCUUAUGCUACGGUAAAGAGUUUAAGACGUACGAUCUUGCCAAAAUGUUGAAACAAGUUGCUGCUACCAGAAGCUUCUGAGAUGUCAAGGCUUGUGCCACAUUUGAGAAUUUGAGUGUGCAAGAUGGGGCCAUGCAUUGUUGGUGCACAAGCACGCGAAACAUGAGUUUUUUUUUUUUUUAGAUUUUUUUAUGUAAUAGAUUGUUGUCUCAUUGUUGGAAUUAUUAUACUAUGAAAAAUAAUAUAUAUGAUAGGAUGUGAUCGUAUGUAGAAAGAAAAAGAAA